This is a messenger RNA of Epinephelus moara (kelp grouper), 1000 nucleotides long. RefSeq names its product mitochondrial ribosomal protein S33 (gene mrps33). The record is from RefSeq and is a predicted model, not a curated record. NCBI's taxonomy places the organism in Eukaryota, Metazoa, Chordata, Actinopteri, Perciformes, Serranidae. Gene Ontology annotation, cellular component: mitochondrion. The transcript has 3 exons. Bases 188 to 508 code for a protein of 106 amino acids.
ACGAAAUUUGUGUCAUGCGCGUUAGAGUCUGUGAUGGCAGUAUGGUGUGUGAAGGUUAAUGUUAGGUAAAACGUUAGUACAGUUCAUAAAACUAUAUUGGAAUUUAACAUAACGGAGCGUUUAACCAGCGUUUACAGAGUGUCUGACCAACAGCGGUGUGAACUGACGGGCUGCGGACUCAGCAGUCAUGGCCGGUCUGUCCAGCUACGCCGUGCGCAUGGCCAGACUGAGCGCACAGAUCUUCGGGGAGGUUGUGCAUCCGACAGACUCCAAAUCUAUGAAGGUGGUGCAGCUGUUCAAAGAGACUCCUCUGGCCAAGACAAAGGAGGUGUAUGACUGGUACCCACAGCACAAGAUUUACUACGCCUUGACCCAGAAGCUCAGGUUCAUGGGACUGUUCAGAGAUGAGCAUGAAGACUUCAAGGAGGAGAUGCGUCGCCUGAGGAAACUGAGAGGAAAAGGAAAACCAAAGAAAGGAGAAGGGAAGAGAGCGACCAAGAAGAAAUGAGCUGCUUAUUUUUUUCUUUUUCUGGAGGCAGACAGCAUCGGACUGUGUACACCAUCUCUGCAGAGGGUUGUUAAUCCUGGGAGAAUUCCAUUGGUUUGGUCAGGACUGUCCUGCUGCUUUGUCAGGAGCUUUUCUGCGACGGGUGUAUCAAAGUGAAUUCCAUCCUUUUAUUGUUUGAUGUUCGAUCUCUUGUAUUUAAGUUACAGAAGGUGAAACAGUAUGGAGUCCCAAACAGCCAGUCAAAUAGUAAUUUGUGACUUUUAUGUUCUAAAACAAGCUGAUGAUAAUACUGUAAGCAUCUGAGAGCCAAUGGCCAUGUCUUUUUUAGAUUCAUGGAUUAAUAACAAAUGUUAGAUCUACUGCAGGUAUACUGUACUUCGUGUCAGCUCUGUUAGCUGGUGUUAGCUUAACUGUUAUUGGAGUGGUUGCAAAAUGAUUUUAAGAACCAGACAUGUUUCACAUUUUCAAAAUAAAAUCAAUGUGAGGAAUGUG